CGGCUCACGGGGGAAAACCCACCAAUCGCGACAUCAUCAACGACGCUGGUAAAAAACCCAGUACAAGUACACAACCUUCUCACAUCGCAGGAGAUCAACCAGACAACCAACCAGCCGGGCCAGCGCUCUACAGACUAGUACAGACUACAGAGAUCGGCAAGGCUGCAUGCUGGAACCAGAGACGCUGACGCCCCACUCCACCACCGAUCGAUCGCUGGUAUCCGAGGGGGAGGUUUUGUCCGUCCCCUCGUCCCCCGCACUGUUCGCGCUCGCUCGCCCGCUGCUCUGCUCGUCUCUUCCACCAUCAAAUGAUCACAUGCUGUCCAUCAACUCACCCCCGUCGUCUCGUGUGCGUGCAGCUUUCCCCCACGGCCUCCUGCUGCUGCCGACCCGACCCGACCUAGCGUCCCUCGCCAUCGCGCGAUCGUGAGAAAAAUCGGGUGUUAUUGUGUAGUAGAAAAAAAAACCGGUCCCGUCCUUUGAUUCCCUCUGCCUGGGCGCCGCCCGCUACGGGACGCGAGAGCAGCUACCAGCAACCCGACAAACCGCACAGGCGGCCUCCCCCUCCCGCGCGCGCCAGCGUCCAACGCUAACGGCGACCCGCGCCUCUCUCACAGUGUCUCUCCCGCUAGCGUUAUCAUCAUCAGCUGCGGGCUUGCUAUGCUAUGCUUGCUUGUUGCAGUGGUUUUGCCACGGAGAAGGGUCACCGGGAAAUUAUUGUUUAGGCUGACGUGAUGCUCCAGGGAGUCCUGUCGCGAGCUCCCGGCGCCGACGCGGCAGCGAUGAAGGCGAAGCGCGCGGCCGACGACGAGGAGGAAGGCGGCGAGCGGGAGCGCGCGCGUGGGAAGCGGCUGGCUGCUGAGGGGAAGCAAGGGUUAGUGGUGGUGAGUACGGGGGAGGAGGAGGAGGCGGCGGCGGAGACGCGUGGGCUGCGGCUGCUUAGUUUGUUGCUGAGGUGUGCGGAGGCGGUGGCGAUGGACCAGCUGCCGGAGGCGCGGGACCUGCUGCCGGAGAUCGCCGAGCUGGCGUCGCCGUUCGGGUCGUCGCCCGAGCGCGUCGCGGCCUACUUCGGGGACGCGCUGUGCGCGCGCGUGCUGAGCUCCUACCUGGGGGCCUACUCGCCGCUGGCGCUCCGCCCGCUCGCCGCCGCGCAGAGCCGCCGCAUCUCCGGCGCGUUCCAGGCGUACAACGCGCUGUCGCCGCUCGUCAAGUUCUCGCACUUCACGGCCAACCAGGCCAUCUUCCAGGCGCUCGACGGCGAGGACCGCGUCCACGUGAUCGACCUCGACAUCAUGCAGGGGCUGCAGUGGCCGGGCCUCUUCCACAUCCUCGCCUCCCGCCCCACCAAGCCGCGCUCGCUCCGGAUCACCGGCCUCGGCGCGUCGCUCGACGUCCUCGAGGCCACCGGCCGCCGCCUCGCCGACUUCGCCGCGUCGCUCGGCUUGCCCUUCGAGUUCCGGCCCAUCGAGGGGAAGAUCGGGCACGUCGCCGACGCCGCCGCGCUCCUCGGCCCGCGCCACCACGGGGAGGCCACCGUUGUGCACUGGAUGCACCACUGCCUCUACGACGUGACGGGCUCCGACGCCGGCACGGUGCGCCUGCUCAAGAGCCUCCGGCCGAAGCUGAUCACCAUCGUGGAGCAGGACCUCGGCCACAGCGGCGACUUCCUGGGCCGCUUCGUGGAGGCGCUGCACUACUACUCGGCGCUGUUCGACGCGCUGGGCGACGGCGCGGGGGCCGCCGAGGAGGAGGCGGCGGAGCGGCACGCGGUGGAGCGUCAGCUCCUCGGCGCGGAGAUACGGAACAUCGUCGCCGUCGGGGGCCCCAAGCGCACCGGCGAGGUGCGCGUCGAGCGGUGGGGCGACGAGCUGCGGCGAGCGGGGUUCCGGCCGGUGACCCUGGCCGGCAGCCCCGCCGCGCAGGCGAGGCUGCUUCUUGGCAUGUACCCAUGGAAGGGCUACACUCUCGUCGAAGAGGACGGCUGCCUCAAGCUCGGGUGGAAGGACCUGUCCCUGCUCACCGCCUCGUCGUGGGAGCCGACAGACGGCGACGCCGACGCCGACGUCGCCGUCGCCGGCGAUACCCACCAUGAGAGCCACGAUUCUUGAUCACAUGAUCGCAGUAGCAGCCAGGUCGAUUCACCUGUCGCAGCUUUUCUUGGUCAUAUUCAUUAUCCUCUUUCUGCUAGCUACUUCAUUCGAUCGUUCUUCCUCCUGUGAGUAGUAUUUUGGCCGAUGAUUAAGCUUGUAAUAUAAUCGUAUAGGCUUCAUCAUUCGUUCCCUCUCCAGGUUGCCAUGAACAACACCAUUUCAAUUACAAAAUAGAACUCUUCUACCUCCAAAAAGAACUUGAACUUUCGUGAGCAAGAUAUCCGCAAAGUCGCAAUCUGCAUCA
This is a messenger RNA of Oryza sativa Japonica Group (Japanese rice), 2394 nucleotides long. Its product is annotated as scarecrow-like protein 23. Gene Ontology annotation, cellular component: nucleus. Gene Ontology annotation, biological process: leaf development; bundle sheath cell fate specification; regulation of DNA-templated transcription. The record is from RefSeq and is a predicted model, not a curated record. Gene Ontology annotation, molecular function: DNA-binding transcription factor activity; sequence-specific DNA binding. Lineage: Eukaryota; Viridiplantae; Streptophyta; Magnoliopsida; Poales; Poaceae.